Messenger RNA from Oryza sativa Japonica Group (Japanese rice), 1128 nucleotides. RefSeq lists its product as uncharacterized. NCBI's taxonomy places the organism in Eukaryota, Viridiplantae, Streptophyta, Magnoliopsida, Poales, Poaceae. The record is from RefSeq and is a predicted model, not a curated record.
GGUCCAACCCACUACCACCGGCCCAAGUUUGGUACGUAGGCCCAAGACGAAACGUCAGCGUCUCAGCGAGGUGCCCUUAGGUCGGGAGUUCACCAGCGCCGCUGCCGCCGCCGCUUCCCUCCGCCUGGAGCGCCGCUCCCAACGACGGCGACGACGGAUCGCCGGCGGGUCUCUCAUUUCAUCUCCUCCCAUCUUCCGACGCCGCCGUCGGUCGUCUGCUGGUGGCACGCGGGUUCUGUUCCGCUCGCUACUGACCGGUUAAUCUGUUGUCAGACCACACAAAGGAGAGAGGCACUGCAGUACCAAUGGGCAUGAAGUUCAGAGUUGUUUGCAGGAAGUUGUAUGAUUACGUCAGAUAUGAUCUCAAGGAGAUUGCUUUUCCUUCAUCCUUGCCAGAUCCUCCACACAUCAAGAAGCGGCCAAAGCUCACCUUGAAAGACAAGUGGUGUAUUCUGAAGGAGGCAACCAGGCUGUACGGGGCUUCUUGGGUCAGAGACAUUGGCCCUGAUCUCAGACCGAAUGACUACAAGAAGGUCAAAGAGGAACCCGACAUCAAGACUGAGGAGGGAAGCAGCGAGCCUACCACGGUUGAGGACCUUCUCGGCGCAUUAAAGGGUGGAGCAGAGAAAGCCAAGCCUGCGUUACAGCGGAUGUACAUGGCUCGCGCCUCAAACUACACAGAUGCACUGAAGAACUAUGUCGAGUCCUACAAAGAAGGUCUGAAAGAGCACUUGGAGGAAGAAGCUAUGGGUAAAGGACAUCGGCAAGGCAAUGACGCAACAAAGCCACCACAGUCACCGUCAUCAUGAUUUUGUCUGAACAUCUUAGGUGUGAUACCACAUAGAAGUUUCAGCAUAUCUUGUGUAUGUAAUCAACCUGAGUUGAUACAUUGCCUUCUAUUGUAGUAAGAGGGCUCUCUAGGCUGUAGACUGAAAAACGGCAAAUGGACAAAUGGUGCCUUUGUCUUUGCCAAAAAGAAAGGAAGAAGAGAGUUCUUCAUCAUUUGGUUGUCUGAUAUUUUUUGCCUGCUGAAUUUGGUGAUGUGUAGUGUAAAUAUGGGCUAUGGGCUAAGUAUGUUUCUAUGGAGAUUUUUAUUUUUCCUGUUUCAAUUGUUGUUAUUGGUUGCUA